Messenger RNA from Macadamia integrifolia, 821 nucleotides. Its product is annotated as protein RESTRICTED TEV MOVEMENT 1-like. Lineage: Eukaryota; Viridiplantae; Streptophyta; Magnoliopsida; Proteales; Proteaceae. The record is from RefSeq and is a predicted model, not a curated record. The coding region runs from base 115 to 636 and encodes 173 amino acids. The transcript has 3 exons. Gene Ontology annotation, molecular function: carbohydrate binding.
GUUAGUUUGAGACCGACUCUGCAAGUGAGAAAGUGGGGAGCGACGGCCGACUUCUCCUUAAGCCAACGGUGCUUUUGCCUGAAAAAGUAGUCAUCUAUAGAUCCCAAAAAGGAAAUGGAGACGAUGGUAAAGGUGGGUCCUCGUAUGUUUAUCGGAUUGGGGACUCCCUGGGAUGACAAAGGCCAAAGCAUGCUUACCCAUAUCUUCAUAUCCUAUGACUGUAAAAGGGUAUAUUCCAUACAGACUGCAUAUAUUCUGGAUGGGAAAGUGCAACUAUCUGAUAGACAUGGUGGAGAUGGAUUUAUGUUCAAAACGGUUGAGAUAGAUUAUCCUUCUGAGUUUCUUACUGGUAUUUCUGGUUACGGAGAUAAUGAGUCAGGUGAUUGUAUGAUGAAGUCUUUGACGUUUGAAACCAACAGGAGAAAGUUUGGGCCGUUUGGGACAGAGAAAGGCCAUCACUUCUGCAUUCAGAUGGGUACUAAGCAGCGAUUAUUUGCAGGAUUUCAUGGAACUUCAAACUCGAAGUAUCUCUACUCAAUUGGAGUUUAUGUGAAGCCUAUCAAUCCGUUGGAGGAUACUGAAUUAUGUACUUCAACCGCUUCUACUAUUGUUAAAAAGGAGCAACUUAGUGCAUAAGGCUCCCGCUAAAAUUUGAGGGUGGUUCAUGAGUAGCAGGGGAUCUUACCAUAUCAUAGUGGUCAAAAGGUUGCACAACUAGGUAUAUGGCAUUCUAUAAAUAGAGAUUUUAUUGUGAGUGAGAAGACGAAUGAACCAAUGUAAAAUAGUAGUGAAAUUAUCAGCUUCUGCUUCUGUGUGCUGUA